UUUAGAGAUCAUAUUGCGUAGUGUGGAUUUAUCCUUGUAUGUGUAAUUUGCAGGAAGAUGGGUGGGUUGUAUGCAGAGUGUUCAAGAAGAAGAAUCAUUUCAGAGGAUUUCACCAUGAACAAGAUCAAGAUCAUCAUCAUCAUCACCAUCACCAAUACAUAAGCACAACCAAUGAUCAUGAUCACCAUCAUCACAUUGACUCCAAUUCAAACAAUCAUUCUUCUUUGAUCCCACAUCCUCUGGAUCAUCAUCAUCAUCACAUCGGACGACAAAUCCACAUGCCAUUACAUGAGUUUGCAAACACUCUGAGCCAUGGCUCAAUGCAUCUCCCUCAGCUCUUUAGCCCUGACUCAGCUGUAGCAGCUGCAGCGGCAGCAGCAGCAACUCAACCGUUUGUGUCGUCAAUCAAUACAACGGACAUUGAAUGUUCACAGAAUCUACUGAGGCUGACUUCUAACAACAACUAUGGUGGAGACUGGUCGUUUCUGGACAAGCUUCUCACUACAACCAACAUGAAUCAGCAACAGCAGCAGCAGCAAGUGCAGAACCAUCAAGCAAAAUGUUUUGGUGACUUGAGUAACAACGAUAAUAACGACCAGGCUGUUGUUACUCAUGACCAUUUGGGUAACAGCAAUGGUGGUUCGUCUUCAUCUCCGGUUAAUCAAAGGUUUCCGUUUCACUACUUGGGAAACGAUGCUAAUCUUCUCAAGUUCCCAAAGUAGAUCAAUCGGAUUUGAUGGAUCUCAUGUUUUUCGAUUUUAUUCUCUUCUUUAAGCUGUGGAACUUUUGACACAGCAACCAACUCAGUGUUCGAAGAAUCUGUUUGUUUUUUUUUUUAUCUAUGAUUCUGUCUUCCAUUUAUGAUAUUUUUUUCUGGCUCUCCGGGGACUAAUACCUCGUCAAGCUUCAAUUUUGUGCCCA
This is a messenger RNA of Camelina sativa (false flax), 921 nucleotides long. The record is from RefSeq and is a predicted model, not a curated record. NCBI's taxonomy places the organism in Eukaryota, Viridiplantae, Streptophyta, Magnoliopsida, Brassicales, Brassicaceae.